This is a messenger RNA of Lymnaea stagnalis (great pond snail), 1753 nucleotides long. The record is from the annotation of a GenBank genome assembly. Lineage: Eukaryota; Metazoa; Mollusca; Gastropoda; Lymnaeidae.
AGAAAUAAGCAAACAAGUUAUGUCACAUAAUGACACUUCAACAAGAAGGCCUACAGGUAAAAACAAAUUAAUUUAAUGGAUAAACACAAGUUAUAUAUCUAACUUUAUAUCUAUCUAGGUUUGUUAAUUUAUCUUUUUAAUUUAUCUAAAUAAUUAAUCAGUUUAUCUAAUUUCCUUUAAUCAGUCUAACAUCCUAGAGUUUAGAGCAGGGGUCGGGAACCGUUUUGUUCGAGAGAGCCAGGGACACCACACAUUUUGUAUGUAACUCUGUGAGUGCCAUACAUUAUGUUUAAAACUAAAAAUUCAAGUAAAUGUGUGCCUUUUGUGUACAGUCAACACUAAAAAAUGCAAUAAUUAUGGCUCUGAAUUCUUUUGAUAACAUUGUUCUGCUCUUGCUAAUCAAUAAUGAAUAUUUCUUACCAAUAAUGCGCCUUUUUUAAUAAUCGAGAUGCUGCCAUCAAUAGAGCCACAAUCUGGCUCGCGAGCCAUAGGUACCCGACCCCUUGUCUAGAGCUUUUAUUGUUAUUCUGUUUUUUUUUAAAAAUAUAUGUCAAUUAUUUUUUCCUAUCAUGAAAGCUCUUGAAGAGUCCCAUAUUCUCAAGAUUAUUAAUGUCACAGUUGCAACGGGUGCUGUAUGCCUUACGUUUCUCCUAUUGGCCUAUUUUUUUUUUAGGCUUAAAAGGAAAGGUAAGUAUUAAUUUUUGCAUUGGUUAUCCGUGAAUAUAUGUUUUAAAGCUUAACUGAGCUAAUCGCUUUUGUGAAAGAAAUAUUUUGGCUAAUGUAUUCUUUAAAUAUUAAUUUCUUCUUUCAGACUUCAAUAAUAAUGUUUAGUUUUUUUUCUUCAAUUUUGUUUAAUUAGUUUUUUUUUUCUUUCUUUAUCAAUUUAUUAAAUUAUUGAAACCUGAAAUUAGCUAAAAAACUGUGAUCAUCCUUUAAUAAACAUAAACAUUAUUUUAAAAAAAAAUAAGAAAAAGUAUAGAGAAAACAAAGAAAAUUCAUUAAAACACAAGGAUAACAAUUGUUUAACCUCUUUUAUCUUUUGGUCAUAAACAUAUAACGUAAAAGAAACAUUAUUUUUAAAUACAAAAUGACAAUGACGAUAACGAUGUAAAGUUUUUAUUAUAAAAAAAAAUACUUUUAAACUAAUCUUCUUUCUUUUCAUUUAAUUUAAACAGAUUCUAACUUGCAAACUACAGCACGCCCUACUUCAUAUUUUCGUAAAGAUUUGAACAAUAUAAGAAAUGUAUCAAAUGUCAUACAGCGAAUUAAUAAAUAUUUUGUAGUAAAUCGUCAGAUCUUCAAUGUUUCUGAGGAGCACGUUGAAAAAUUUAACGACCAAAGCCAUUAUGAGGAGAUUGUGCGUGAUUUUAACUUAAAUAAGGUUGAUGUAAAUGUUAAAGGAGAAAAUUAUACCGAAGAAGACUUAAAAAAAGAAUUACAAAACCAGUACACGUCGUUGGAUAAUUCAUCUAGAGGAGGGAAACGAGUAAUUGUUUAUUUAGAGGGAUAUGGCACAUUAAGCAAUUAAAAUAAAUCUUGAACUUCUUUUGACACCAGGUAACUUUAUGAUACAAUUGUUUUUUUUCUUUGUUUUUAAAUUAUGUACAUAUCUCCCUGAGCAGUUUAAAAACACAUUACAUUAACUUAAAAUGAACAUAUCUGAGACAAAAACCAUAUAUAUCUAAAAGUAGUUUUUAGAAAAGAAAGACAGAAAAACAUAGAAUUAGUAACAUUUAGUAAGUAAACAUGUGGG